AUGCUCAGCUACGCCUUGUUAUCGGUGAUUCUGCUGUUUUCCGGAAAUCAUGAUGUCGCCAAUGCCAAAAAAGCAAAAGAUGACAAAGGUCGAAAAUUCGCUCAGAAAGAAGAAGUUUAUGACACGGAACAUUUGAAGGAGCAUUUAAAACACAGGAUUGAUGUUGGUGCUAAAGAUUUAAGUGAGGAACAACAGAGAUUCCACUAUUUCUCCAUCAAUGACUUGAACAAAGAUAACAGAUUGGAUGGAACGGAGGUAGCGAAGACAAUGUACCACAGACAUGAGAAAGCAGAGACGCCAAUCUUCAGUGACGAUGAGAUUGAAGAAAUGGUUGACCCUAUCUUAAAAAAUUUCGAUGUCAAUGGCGACGGAUUCAUCGACUUUGCAGAGUAUCGAGCCAAAACAGAGAUGUAA
Cylicocyclus nassatus is the source of this 414-nucleotide messenger RNA. Lineage: Eukaryota; Metazoa; Nematoda; Chromadorea; Rhabditida; Strongylidae. The record is from the annotation of a GenBank genome assembly.